AAGGUUUUAUAUGAAACAGGUUGCUUCGACGAUGUUUAUGAGAUAACAGGAGAAGUUUCUCAGAAGAUAAGAGACUCACUUGAAUUUCCACAAACUGGACCAAUUGGUUGCGACAAGUUCGACUCAGAUGAAAAGAUAUACUAUGUCGACCUUAACGCUGCAUACAUGAGGUUUGUCCAAUAUAUUCCGACUGGAAUUCCAAACGAAGAUGGUGAGUUCCCGGGAAGGAACUAUACAGUUGGAAAAGUCAUACAACAACUGUAUGAUAUUAGGAAAGCUUCAAACCCCAAACUUGCAAUGACACUCAAAUUGCUUAUGAAUUCGACAUGGGGAUAUUCCAUUAAGAAACCUCAAGAGAUGAAGAGUAAACAUUAUGAGAAGGUCGACAACUUUGUUGAAAGGUUUUCUCCUUUUGUUUUGAAGUACGAAUUCACUCAAGGUCAAAGUGGCUUAGUAACCACAUUAAAACCUAUUGUCGAACAUUGGUCUUACCCUCAGUUCGCAAAGGCAGUCCUUGACAACUACAGCAAAUUCUUCUCCGAAGUCAAAUCCAAAGUGAAGGUUUACUAUGAGAACAUUGACGCACUCAUGACGAACGAAGAAGGAUACAACAAACUCAUUGAAAUGGGAAUGGUCGGUGAAAAGAUGGGCUGUUUUAAGCUAGAUAAGGUAUUUUCCGAAGUUCAUGUAAUAUCGAAAAGGAAAUAUUGGGGCAUACUUGAAGACGGCACAGAAAUAAAACAUUGCAUGAAGUAA
This is a messenger RNA of Trichomonas vaginalis G3, 756 nucleotides long. Its product is annotated as DNA/RNA polymerases family. The annotation marks the transcript as partial. Lineage: Eukaryota; Parabasalia; Trichomonadida; Trichomonadidae. The record is from RefSeq and is a predicted model, not a curated record. The transcript has a single exon.